Messenger RNA from Macroventuria anomochaeta, 789 nucleotides. RefSeq lists its product as uncharacterized. The record is from RefSeq and is a predicted model, not a curated record. The transcript is spliced from 2 exons. NCBI's taxonomy places the organism in Eukaryota, Fungi, Ascomycota, Dothideomycetes, Pleosporales, Didymellaceae. The coding region runs from base 76 to 675 and encodes 199 amino acids.
CUUCACCUCAGUCAAACAGACCGCUCACAAGCAUCUUACGCAAAGGUCAUACCCAAAACAGUCCAAACAACUGCAAUGAUUGGAACGAAGCGCAAAGCGUCCGGUCCCGUUGCGGUGCGCUCGAAACGCGCUGGCGCCAGCCCUCCAUCUCCCUCUACUGCCUCGCUGACAGAGGACGAACUCACCAAAUUCACGAAGGCUGAGCUUAUCCAGCAUGCUCUCACUGUGCAGAGGCAGCGUGAUGAUGCUGUGCUUCAGAGGGACAAUGCGCCUGGGCCAAAGGCAUACUCACCGGAGGACUUAGAUGACAUGAUGAAACAGGCAAGAAAAAUGCUAGUAGAGGGCAUUGAAAGGCUUAUGAUGAAGUGGACGCCUUCUUGCAAGACUGGCACAGCUCGCUUCACGUAUGAGUGUCAAGUAUCGAGCCCAUACAUCUACAAAUUGGUGCUCGGUCUUCCAUCUGGUCACAACAAGAAAAAGUUCAAGAUGUCGGUUUCCGAUUUUCACAACACUGUUGGCCGUCCAAAAGGCAAAGUUCGACAUAACGUUCUCGUUAUUACCGGCAGUGAUGUCAGUGUACGAUGGAUGCCAGACGAGAGCAUUUACAAGAUCUCAGGGACAUUUGGAAAGCCUUCGUCAGUUCGUAAAUUCAGCAUCGCAAUGAAGCUGGGUUGACUUCUGCAAGAUACUAGACCUCUUAUUCACCAGGAACUUUUUCCACCUCUCACUGUACAACAUUCGUCUUUCGACACGUUGCGACGGCAACCAUCUUUCACACUUUCGAACCAC